Molecule: messenger RNA, 514 nt
Organism: Portunus trituberculatus (swimming crab)
Lineage: Eukaryota; Metazoa; Arthropoda; Malacostraca; Decapoda; Portunidae
Product: pro-resilin-like
Exons: 3
Coding region: 50-424 (124 amino acids)
Cellular component (GO): extracellular matrix
Source: RefSeq, a predicted model, not a curated record
GCGAGGCGGAAUCAAGCACAGUUCUCCAUCUGUCUUCACGUGAUCAACAAUGCUUGCUGUGGUGGUAAUGGUGUGUGUCCUGCUGGUGGGGGGCGUGUCUGCUGACGGUCACCUUGAGAAACCACGUAACUAUGACUUCAACUACGCGGUGCAGGAUGUGGAAGCUGGUUCAGAUUUUGGCCACCAGGAAACGCGUAAGGACGGUGUAACAUCAGGGAGCUACCGGGUGUUCCUGCCUGACGGACGCCUGCAGGUGGUGACUUAUACAGCAAGGCCAGGGGGUUUUGUUGCUGAGGUGAAGUACGAGGGUGAACCUGUCUUCCCUCCACCCCCGCCCUUCAUCCCUCACCACCACGGACACAUCCCAUUCCAUCCUGCUCCUCCUCCUCCUCAUCAUCAUAUCCACCACGGUCAUGUGUAUUAGAUGGUUCUGUCAACGGUUCGUCUGUUUGGUUCUGGUUCAUUGUCUUUGUUUCGCUUCCUUUGUGUUUCCUGAAUAAAUCAAUCGAUCAAC